AUGCCUUUCUCGAUUGCGGGAUGGCCGCUCUGGCUCCUAUGUCCGUGGCUGUGGUUCUUCCUGGCUACUGUCCCUUUAACAAGUGAUGCUCAGAGACUGAAGCAAGGCUGCUUUGAUGCAUUUCCAGAGGAUCUUCGGUGUGGAAUCAAACGUUUUCUCCCUCCGGAACCGCCUGAUCCAGCUGCCCUGGUUACUGCAAGUGGAGCCAGCUUUUCCAUUGAACAGGUCUGUCUUUGGCUGUCCCUAGAAGUUUUUCCUUUCUCCCCAGACUUUCUGAAUACCUCCAAGCAUCCAGAACACUUGAACACUCUAGAAAGUUCUAGUGAGGAGUGUCAAAAGGCAAAAAUUGCCUACCCGCAUUGCCUAUUUUGCAGCUCCUCUAAACGUCCACCAAGAGAAAGCUUCGAUCCGAGUCUCUACUACACCUUUGGCAUUGGUCUCUUCUUUCAAUGCGGGAUCGAUGCGGAUAUUACGACAUGCGGAGGAAAAUUGUCGCGGGAAGAUGCUGUGAUGAAUCAAAAUCCACCCUAUCAUCGGUUGCAAUCUGAUCAAGACAUUGAUAGGACAUGCCAAGAGCUCCAGACUACUUUGGUUGACACUCCCAGAAGCGUCAUUCCUGGUCUUGGACACAAUCUACCCGCAUCGCAAGACUUGUGUAUUCGGCAACACCUCGUGGCACAUUUGUGUCCCGAAAAUUGUCAAGGAGGAUGUUUGGAUGAAGUACGGUAUCCACCAACUUGUUCUCGAGAGUUCAACCCAGCCGAGUGGGGAGAUGCUGUGGAAACAUUUUACAAAAGAGGUGGCCCGCUUGGGGUCGUUAUCCCAGAGAAUGAAUCACGCCCUCCUCUUCCAACAGGGUAUUUGGGAAUCAAUUACAGUGAUCCCGUUUCGGUGUGUCUCGAAUUGCGAGCUCUCUUGUUUGGGGACUUUACUACUUUGGAAACGACUCUGAAUACAUCCCAACAUUUGGAUUACUUUAACUCAAUUGACGAGGAGUCUCAGUGGUGCCCAUUGGCACGGCAGGCCUAUUCGAGUUGUGCUUGGUGUGCACCAAAUCUCUGUUUUGACCCACGACAAGGGCCUUCGUGUAGACCACCAUCCAUAGAAAACGGCAAUCCACAAAAUCUCAACAGCACAAACAUGAUAGAGCUUGUUCUGACACAGCAAAACUACUCCUUUGGAGAAUUGGAAGAGAUAUGCCGUCUCCUGUUUCAGAGCGUUGUCGACACCAGUGGUGUCGAGGGAUUUCGGUCCAUGGUGCUCGCGGAAGAAAACUGGUUGUGCGAUGCGGCCAAAGAAGUCUUGUACUUGUGUCCCCAAUCCUGUCGCCCAGAUCCAAAAAUUGCACCGCCCAACUUUUGCGCCGGACCGAAUCAUUGCGAGACAAGGCAUACCACCGUACUACCUGGCAAUUUUCAAUCUUACACGUUGGAAGUCUUGGGAAUUGAAGAUCCGACAGCUACCGGUAUUGCAAGCGAGGACUGUGCGAUAAUCCACCAGACAUGGAAUCGGACACGGACUAUCAGAUGGUCAUAUUUUGGUUGCUUUGAGGAUAUCUACCUCUCCAACCUCUGUCCCAAUGAGUUCUGUCCGGAAGGCAGAGAUACCGCAGAAAAGGACUUUGCAUACUUGGGAGCCACCACAGAAGGUCAGAAGAAGGCCCUCAUUUGGACGGCACGGGUCUCGGCCAUUCUCUCGUUUCUGGGAGCAUCCUACAUUCUAUUCGACGUCCUCACAGAUCCCAAAACACGUCAAAUGGUCUACCAUCAACUCUUGGUGGGAAUGGCAACCUUUGACAUGGUGACAGCCAUUGCUUGGAGUUUUGCCACGAUACCAAUCGACGCGGACAAGGCAGACUAUAUUCAGCAAGCCUCGGGCAAUAGUGCUUCUUGUACAGCCCAGGCUUUCUUCGUCCAGCUUGGAGUUACGAGCAUAUUCUAUUCUACCAGUCUCGCAGUGUACUAUGUGCUGGUCAUUGUGUACAGUUGGAGAGAGUUCCAGCUGGUCAAGAUUCGAAAGUAUCUACAAGGGGUUCCACUUGUGUGUGGGAUAGGGUUGGCAUUGGGGGGUCUGCCAGUCUACAAUGUGAUGGGCUAUGCGUGUCACGUCGAGCCUCUCCCAGACGGGGAAGUCUGGGUAGUACUCGUGUUUGUGGUGUUACCGCUUGGGUUGUCCAUCACCGCCAUUACUUGUUGCCUUUUGAAGGUGUACUGCAACGUGAGACAACGAGCUACCUCCUCGGCCCAAUGGAGUAUCUCUGGGAGCGCCAAUACACUUGAAAAGCAAGUGUUUUGGCAAUGCAUAAGUUACAUGCUGGCGUUUUAUAUUUCCUGGCCCAUCCUGUUCUCCGUUUACUUGUUUUCGGUGGACGUGAAUGGCCCACUUGGUCUGACAUUGAUAGUUGCCUUCUUGGCUCCAUUGCAAGGUUUCAUGAAUGCCCUGGUGUAUCUGCGACCGAAGCUGUUCAACGUGUCCAAGAGAAACAGCGCCAGCAGCAGGCAGUCUUCCUUCGCGGCCAUUCUUCGAAAAAGCCUUGGCCGGCGACGAGAGAGUUCAUCGCAGAACCCUCGAGACCUUCUCGAUCCGUCCGCUCAGAUUGCCUUACAAAAUCAUCUUCCGCAUGAAGCAGCGACCGAAAAUCCCUCGCCAGACUACAAAAAUGAGGUCAUCGGAGAACGGGAUACAAACUACGAUGCAGAACAAAAAGUCGAAACUGACGGGGUCGAGCAUUGCAAAUUUGGCAAAAAUGACGAUCCAAAAGAUUACCUCUCUGUCAGCCCUUUUCUCCCCGUUGCUCAGAUGCACGACGAAGAAGGGGAGAACGAUGAAACUGAUGUACAGGACCCCAGCCCAAAUGGUUCUGCUCAAGGGCUACUACCGGUACAAGAAGUCGAGGAAGAGACCAAGGAGGAAACCUUACAGCCACAUCAUUUCGAGGAAGACGCUGCAUGA
Seminavis robusta is the source of this 2952-nucleotide messenger RNA. Lineage: Eukaryota; Bacillariophyta; Bacillariophyceae; Naviculales; Naviculaceae. The record is from the annotation of a GenBank genome assembly.